Panicum hallii is the source of this 887-nucleotide messenger RNA. RefSeq names its product 60S ribosomal protein L18-2-like. The coding region runs from base 99 to 665 and encodes 188 amino acids. The record is from RefSeq and is a predicted model, not a curated record. Gene Ontology annotation, biological process: translation. Gene Ontology annotation, molecular function: RNA binding; structural constituent of ribosome. Gene Ontology annotation, cellular component: ribosome; cytosolic large ribosomal subunit. NCBI's taxonomy places the organism in Eukaryota, Viridiplantae, Streptophyta, Magnoliopsida, Poales, Poaceae. The transcript has 5 exons.
CCACUAUAAAGCUCCUCCGCUGCGCCGCCGCCACCCUCCUUCCCGAGCCGGAGGCGAACAAGGUAAGCAGCAGCAGGAACCCUAGCGCCGCCGCAGCCAUGGGUAUCGACCUCGUUGCCGGCGGGAGGAACAAGAAGACCAAGCGCAACGCGCCCAAGUCAGACGAUGUCUACCUCAAGCUCCUCGUCAAGCUGUACCGUUUCUUGGUCAGGAGGACCAAGAGCAGCUUUAAUGCCGUCAUCCUCAAGAGGCUCUUCAUGAGCAAGACGAACCGCCCUCCCAUCUCCCUGCGCCGCCUUGCCAAGUUCAUGGAAGGAAAGGAGGAGAAGAACAUCGCUGUGAUUGUUGGUACAGUCACAGAUGACAAGAGGAUCCAAGAGAUCCCAGCAAUGAAGGUUACCGCACUGAGGUUCACUGAGACAGCAAGGGCUAGGAUUAUCAAUGCUGGUGGGGAGUGCCUCACAUUUGACCAGCUUGCUCUCCGUGCUCCACUUGGCGAGAACACGGUCCUCCUGAGGGGUCCCAAGAAUGCCCGUGAGGCAGUGAGACACUUUGGCAAGGCUCCUGGUGUGCCACACAGCCACACCAAGCCGUACGUGCGCUCCAAGGGAAGGAAGUUCGAGAAGGCUCGUGGCAGGAGGAACAGCCGUGGGUUCAAGGUCUAAGCCAUUGGCCUUUGCCUGUGUGUGUUGCCAUCAGCAUUGUGCGGCAGUUCUGUUUGAGCAAUCGACAGUAAUUAGUAAUCACUUUCUACUGAGAGUAGUAGCACAAUUUGUUGUCCUGGUUUGAAUUUUGAAAGAUAUUUGAAGGAUUUGUGGUGUUAUCUGCUGGUUGAGCAAGACACAAUGUUCUGUUGCAUCUCUUAUCAGAGCUUGAGAUUCCUCUUC